This is a messenger RNA of Mytilus californianus (California mussel), 3374 nucleotides long. RefSeq names its product N-fatty-acyl-amino acid synthase/hydrolase PM20D1.2-like. The transcript has 11 exons. The coding region runs from base 89 to 1609 and encodes 506 amino acids. The record is from RefSeq and is a predicted model, not a curated record. NCBI's taxonomy places the organism in Eukaryota, Metazoa, Mollusca, Bivalvia, Mytilida, Mytilidae. Gene Ontology annotation, biological process: amino acid metabolic process. Gene Ontology annotation, molecular function: hydrolase activity, acting on carbon-nitrogen (but not peptide) bonds, in linear amides.
GAAGGGGAACCAAUCGGCAAACUCUUCAGAUUUCGAUACUCUACAUUGUGUACAUUAAAUUUGUUAGUUUUGCCGAAACGUGAACAGAAUGUCGUGCAAACAGUUAUGCAUUACACUGGUAGCAAUUUGUUCGUCCCUUUUAGUGAUAGUUGUAGUUAGAACUCUCACUUUGGUCCCCAGAAAAGAUGUUGUCAUAGCAUGUAAAACAGCUGAUUCCGAUUUUAUCAAGCUAACUGACCAGAUACUGAAAAGGUUUCAAAAAGCAUUACAGAUUGACACAAUAUCCUUUAAACGAGGAGAAUAUAACAGAGACCAACUUCUUCUCCUAGGCUCACACUUACAGAAAAGUUUUCCAGUUGUUCAUUCAUCUCCAUUAGUGAAGUUAGACAUUAUAGCAAACUACAGCAGACUGUAUACAAUAUCUGGAUCAAACACAAGUUUAACUCCAUACUUAUUAACAGCACAUUUAGAUGUUGUGCCAGCUAUUGCUGAAGAAUGGGAAUUACCUCCCUUUGAAGCACAAAUUAAGGAUGAAUUUAUAUAUGCAAGAGGAGCUAUUGAUUUUAAGCAAGGAAUUAUGGGUAUAUUAGAAGCUUUAGAAUACUUACUAUCCAAAGGAUUCAAACCAAACAGAUCAUUUUACAUUGCAUUUGGACAUGAUGAAGAAGUGACUGGUGUUGAUGGAGCUCGAGCAAUCAGUCAAGAACUACAAUACAGAGGACUUAAGCAGGUAGAAUUUUUAUUAGAUGAAGGACUGGCAGUUUUAAAUGGUUUUAUUCCAGGAAUAAAAAAGACUGUAGCAUUAAUUGGUAUUGGAGAGAAAGGUUUUUUGACUUUGAAGUUAUAUGUGAAGGGUGAAGCGGGCCAUUCUUCUAUGCCACUAAAGCAAACAGCCAUUGGAAUUUUGGCAAAAGCUGUUUCCAAGAUAGAAGAUAAUCCACUGCCAAGUAUGUUAGGGUAUGGACCAGAGAAAGAAAUGUUAGAACAUUUGGCACAUGAGAUGCCACUAGCAGCCAGGAUUGUUAUGUCUAACUUGUGGUUGUUUGGACCUAUUGUUUCUUGGGUUUUUUCACAGAAACCACCAACAAAUGCUAUUAUUAGAACUGUGACAUCAGUAACUAUGUUUAAUGGAGGAGUCAAGACUAAUGUAUUACCAUCUGAUGCUACAGCUUAUAUAAACCACAGAAUUCACCCAGCACAAAGCCUUCAAGAGAUAAUGGAUUAUGACAGAGCUGUAAUAAAUGAUGACAGAGUGCAAAUAUCAGUUGAAGAUUCUAUGGUAGCUGCAGCUGGUUCUCCUUCUGGAGAAAAUGAUUUUGGUUACCAGAUAAUCAGUAAUAGUAUCAGACAAAUCUGGACCAAUGCCACCACAGCACCAGGAAUGAUGAUUGGCAAUACUGACACAAUACAUUAUAAAGACUUUACAAAAAAUAUCUAUAGAUUUAGUCCAACAGUAAUGUUUCCUGGUGACGAGAAACGUUUUCAUGGUGUAAAUGAACGUAUAUCAAAAAAUAAUUAUGAACAAGCUAUAAACUUUUACUAUCAUAUAAUUGUUAAUGCAGAUAAGAGUACUUUGUCCAUUUCACAUAAACAUAGUGAUGAAUUGUAAACCCAUAGACUGCACAUAAACAUUGAUUGAAUUGUGAAUCAUUAGACUGCACUUAAAUAUAGUGAUGAAUUGAAAAAUCAUAGACUGCACAUAAACAUUGAUUGAAUUGUGAAUCAUUAGACUGCACUUCAACAACGUGAUGAAUUGAAAAUCCAUAGUAUAAAUAAACAUUGAUUGAAUUGUGAAUCAUUAGACUGCACUUAAACAUAGUGAUGAAUUGAAAAAUCAUAGACUACACAUAAACAGUGAUUCAAUUAUAAAUUAUUAGACUCCACUUAAACAUAGUGAUAAAUGGUAAAUCCUUAGACUAAACAUAAACAGUGAUUCAAUUGUAAAUCGUUAGACUCCACAUAAACUCUGAUUAAUUGUAAAUCUGCAGAUUGCACAUAAACACUAAUUAUUGUAAACCCAUUGAUAGAUUGCACAUAAACAGUGCUUAUUGUAAACCCACAGAUUGCACAUAAACACUGAUUAUUGUAAACCCAUAGAUAGAUUGCACAUAAACACUGAUUAUUGUAAACCCACAGAUUGCACAUAAACACUGAUUAUUGUAAACCCAUUGAUAGAUUGCACAUAAACAGUGCUUAUUGUAAACCCACCGAUUGCACAUAAACAGUGAAUAUUGUAAACCCACAGAUUGCACAUAAACACUGAUUAUUGUAAACCCAUUGAUAGAUUGCACAUAAACACUGAUUAUUGUAAACCCACAGAUUGCACAUAAACACUGAUUAUUGUAAACCCAUUGAUAGAUUGCACAUAAACAGUGCUUAUUGUAAACCCACAGAUUGCAUAUAAACACUGAUUAUUGUAAACCCAUUGAUAGAUUGCACAUAAACACUGAUUAUUGUAAACCCACAGAUUGCACAUAAACACUGAUUAUUGUAAACCCAUUGAUAGAUUGCCUAUAAGCACUGAAUAUUGUAAACCCACUGAUAGAUUUCCUAUUAACACUGAUUAUUGUAAACCCAUUGAUAUUAUUGUAAACCCAUUGAUAGAUUGUCUAUAAUCACUGAUUAUUGUAAACCCAUUGAUAGAUUGCCUAUAAACAGUGCUUAUUGUAAACCCAUUGAUAGAUUGCCUAUAAACAGUGCUUAUUGUAAUCCCAUUGAUAGAUUGCCUAUAAACACUGAUUAUUGUAAACCUAUAUAUUGCAUAUAAACAGAGAUUAAUUGUAAAUCCAUAGACUGCACAUUAACAGUUAUGAUUAGGAAACCCAUAGACUGCACAUAAACAGUAAUUAAUUCUUAUUCAAUAGAUUGUAACAUUGAAUAAUUUCCCCUGUGAAAUAUUGUCUGCCGGACAAAAUUUAAUAAUUUUGUCAGGUUCUUUUGGGACAAUAUUUCACUGUGAAUUACUAUCCGUGACAAUAUUUUCUAAUCAAAGUAUGUCUUCCCUGGGAAAUUGAACACCAUGAAAUUGUGAGAGUGUUUCUGAAAUCUUUGGAAUAUUUUUCUUCAAAAGUUCAAAUGUAUGUGUAUAACUUGACGCCGCAUCCAAUAAUUCUCAUUUAUAGUAGUACACAUGCAUGAAGCAUGCACAUUUUUAUAUAUAUAAGUGAAAAAAUUUUGUUAGCCAACUAUUUUAUAUAAAAAACAAAUAUAUAUUUUAUCAUAAGCUUAUCAAAUUUGCAUUUAAUGAUUAAAGUCAUGUUUAUUUUACCAUAUUGUACUGUUUAGGUAUAAGUAAAGUAUUGACAAUCACUUAUACUAUAUGUUUUCUAUUCUCAAUAAAGUAAAAAAAAGAUAUCGUCCAAAAUAUUAUUUUU